CAACAAAUGCAUUGCCAUUAAACUCACUUCAAGUGUCUUAAGAAAAGCAAUAGCGUCUACUCAAGCGCCAAUAAACGACAAAACCCCACACUUUGUUGUCAGAAAAAUCGAAUCAACAUGAACUUUAAUAAAGUCUUCAUCUUCUUGGCCGUGGUGAUCGCCAUUUUCGCCGGACAAACCGAGGCCGGUUGGCUCAAAAAGAUCGGCAAGAAAAUCGAGCGUGUUGGUCAGCAUACCAGAGACGCCGCCAUUCAGGGAAUUGCUGUUGCUCAACAGGCCGCCAAUGUUGCUGCCACUGCCAGAGGCAAGUAGCUGCCUUAUUAUCAAACCGCCACUGCCUAAAUUAGUUAGUAAAAAAGUAUUUCAAUUUUUAUUUAUACUAAUAAUAAAUUAAA
Molecule: messenger RNA, 395 nt
Organism: Bactrocera tryoni
Lineage: Eukaryota; Metazoa; Arthropoda; Insecta; Diptera; Tephritidae
Product: cecropin-1-like
Exons: 2
Coding region: 118-312 (64 amino acids)
Biological process (GO): antibacterial humoral response; defense response to Gram-positive bacterium; defense response to Gram-negative bacterium
Cellular component (GO): extracellular region
Source: RefSeq, a predicted model, not a curated record